This is a messenger RNA of Kwoniella shivajii, 1134 nucleotides long. RefSeq lists its product as uncharacterized. Gene Ontology annotation, cellular component: membrane. The transcript has 13 exons. The coding region runs from base 1 to 1134 and encodes 377 amino acids. NCBI's taxonomy places the organism in Eukaryota, Fungi, Basidiomycota, Tremellomycetes, Tremellales, Cryptococcaceae. The record is from RefSeq and is a predicted model, not a curated record. Gene Ontology annotation, molecular function: zinc ion transmembrane transporter activity. Gene Ontology annotation, biological process: intracellular zinc ion homeostasis; zinc ion transmembrane transport.
AUGACAGCUGAUGAUCCUCAGAAAGCUAUCAAAGCGAGAGUAAGGAAAUUAUCAAUAGUUUUGGGGAUCAGUAUCGCUUUCUUUGUAGUGGAGAUUUCCAUCGGAUUCAAGACUGGAGCCUUGGCUCUUAUAGCGGAUGCUUUUCACUAUCUGAACGAUAUUGUCUCAUAUGCUAUAGCUUUAGUAGCUACCUUGUUGAGUAGUCGAGGAACAGGUCCCCCAGGAUAUACUUUUGCGUAUAGAAGAGCUGAGAUAGUAGGAGCUUUCUUCAAUGCAAGUUUUCUGAUCGCAUUAGCUUUAUCGAUCUUUCUUCAAUCGCUCGAACGAUUCAUCAAUGUCCAAGAUGUUGAUCAUCCGUUAUGGGUAAUGAUUGUUGGAUGUUGUGGUUUAGCUUUGAAUGUUAUCAGUAUCUUGGUUGUUCAUGAACAUGGACAUGAUCAUGCAAAACAAUCACAAUCUAAUUUCCCAGAAGAACCUUUAGAUCUUGAAUUAUCGAGAAUCAAAGCUCUUGCUACCUCAACGACGAACUUGAGAGGUUCAGGUGCUCCAUUGAAUGUAGAUCAUUCACAACAUCACCAUGCUCAGCAAACUGACGCCAAACAAGGAUCUUCUCAUAAUCUCGGUUUAUUAGGUGUACUCAUCCACUUACUUGGAGAUGCAGUCAACAACAUUGGCGUUAUCAUAGCAGCUGCAAUCAUGUGGAAGACAACUUCUCCUUCUAGAUUCUACGCUGAUCCUGCUGUAUCAAUGAUAAUUUCGAUAUUGAUAUUCGCAGGUGCCAUUCCGUUAGCCAAGAGGUCAGCUAGGGUUUUAUUAGAAGCUGCACCUAAGAAUAUCAACCCAGAUCUAGUUCGAGAAGACUUGAUGACAAUACCUGGAGUCAUUUCAAUCCAUGAAUUACAUCUAUGGCAUCUGACAGAAACCGAUGCUCUAGCGUCUUUCCAUGUCAAAGUCGACGUGGAUGAUAUCGAAGCUUGGAGACCAAUAGAAAGGGAACUGAAAUCGUGUUUUGCUGCUCAAGGAGUUACGCAUGUAACGAUUUCGCCAGAAUUCAAGGUAUCAGGAGAUCUUGAGAGUAUGGGAAGAAGAGAUUUAGGGGAGAAUGAUAAUGCUUGUUCCGUCGUUCCCACGUAG